UGAAAGCGAACACAUUCUCUGUUCGUUUGCAGAUGAAGAUGGAAGGAGAGAAAAAUUCUUCUCCUCCCUCCUGCAUCGUAAACGAGAAUGGUGAAACGAAGAUGAUGUCCUCUCCUGUGUCCGAUGACCCCUGGGCUUUGCCGGACAUUUGUGAUCAAGGACCGAGAUGGUCAGAGUUAUCCAUAGCAGAGAAAACAAAGCGAGUGUUUCUGGGAAUAGGAAAAGGCCUGAUACUUCUGCUGCUGCUCUGGAUAUUCGUCUGCUCUCUGGACCUUUUGAGCACAUCAUUUCGAUUAGUGGGAGGCAGGCAAGCUGGACGAGUGUUUUCUGAAAGCGAACUCCUCAGGAAUCCUGUUGUCGGCCUCAUGAUUGGCGUCCUGGCUACGGUCCUAGUCCAGUCUUCGUCCACCUCCACUUCAAUAGUCGUCACAAUGGUCGGUUCGGGACUGCUGAGAGUGAAGGAUGCCGUUCCUAUUGUGAUGGGAGCAAACAUUGGGACCUCUGUCACCAACACACUCGUCUCACUUGGUCAGUCAGCUGACAGGAGAGAAUUCCAAAGAGCUUUUGCUGCUGCAACCAUUCACGACAUGUUCAACUGGCUGGCUGUCAUCGUCCUUCUACCGCUGGAGGUCGCCACUGGAUAUUUAGAAAGUCUAACUGGAGCCAUCAUGGAUACAGGGGACUGGCAUCACGUUGAAGGAGCAAAACAAACGGGAUUUUUGCAACAAAUCACAAAACCAGCCACAUCACUCAUUGUACAGUUGGACAAAAAGGCGCUUGAAAGCUUAGCAACGAGUCAGCAAAACGUCUCAUCUGAUAUUAGUUUCUUGAAAAAAUGUUCAUACAACGGAACAGAUGAACCCUGUGGAUACCUUUUGGAAAUGAUUCCUCUGUCAGAUCUCUUCCUGGGACUUUUCCUAUUAGCAGUUUCGUUCUUUCUUCUGGUCUUCUGCCUCGUGCUACUUGUAAAGCUUCUUCAUUCCAUCAUGGGCGGAUCAUUCGCCAUGUUUCUCCGUCGCAUCAUCAAUGCUGAACCACCUUUUCCUUACAAUCUUUUCAUGGGUUACCUAGUCAUGGCUUUGGGUUGUGGAAUGACGAUAUUGGUACAAAGCAGUUCGGUGUUUACUUCAGCUCUUACGCCUUUGGCCGGUGUUGGCAUGGUCUCUUUGGAACGCAUUUAUCCUUUAACACUGGGAUCGAACAUCGGUACAACGACUACCAGCCUCUUGGCCGCUUUUGCCGCUACACCCUCCACGCUCAGAUACACUCUGCAAAUAGCGUUCUGCCACUUGUUCUUCAACAUUUCAGGCAUACUUUUGUUCUAUCCCAUCCCAGCUACUCGCCUACCCAUACGACUCGCCAAAAUAUUGGGAUCAGUAACCGCCAAAUACCGCUGGUUUUCCAUUUUUUACUUACUGGCUAUGUUCUUCAUAUUGCCCACCGUGGUGUUUCUGCUGAGUUGGGCUGGGCCCAUAGUGUUUGCUGCUGUCGGAGGACCUGUCCUUCUUUUCUUUGUGGUGGUCAUUGCUAUAAACAUUAUACAACGCAAGCGAUCUUCUCUGUUACCUCUAAAAUUGAGAGAUUGGUCAUUCCUUCCAAUGUGGGCACAUUCUCUAGAUCCUCUGGACAGAGCUAUUAGUAGACUGUGCUGCUGCUGCAAGAGUUUGCAAGAUAGGCGGGACGCUCCUACCCUUGGACUCAUUCCAAAUACCUCGCAGAUCAACAUUCUUCAACCGUGUUCUGCUUCCUCCUCCAUAUUGACUCUAAACUCAGCGUGUGGGCCCGAGUACCACACCAUGAACGGUUUCGAACACUGCGCAUUCGCCAAUUUGCCAGAAAAGAAGAAGAAAACGCAUAACAACAAUAACACAAUCGAUCUGGAAUGGGACUUUACUACGCAGUUGUGAUUCUACUCUAGGCUAGUCCUUAAGUUACUUAUUAGUCCUACAAUGUGUCGAUUGAAGCUGUCAAGUAAAGUGCCUGGGUCUUCGUCGUGAUAAAGAAUACGGAGAAAAAAAAAUUCUAGACAGUUGGACACAUUUUAAGCAUUCCAACUCCUCAUUCCAAAGAAAAUCUGAGAUUAUGGCCGUGUGUGUGUGUGAUUGAGUAUUUAUAUGGGCGAUUGUUUUUUUAUAAUGCAAGAUAGGUAAUUAUAAAUACAGUGGUGGAUCGAAAAAGUUUUUAAGUGUCUUAAAUCUCUUAGCUGCAGCCCGGAAAAGUUGCCAACUGAAAGUUGCCACAAUGGUCCGAAAAUUGAGAAAAUUAGACUAAAAACGCUUAAGUUGAUAAUAUCGAGCUUCUUACUUUCCCGACUUCCGGUUAGAAAAUUUACAAUUGCUUACUACAACUUAUAGUGCGAAGCGGUAUUUUUAAAACAGAUAAUUUUACUUUCAAUGAAAGAAAAUAAUAUAAUUUCGGAUCUCAAAUCUGCAGCACUUUAUAAGAUUUCAAUUAUAUUAAGUAAUUAUGGAGAAUUCAAAGGAAAAUUUGUCUCAGUCAUUUAUUGAAAAAGGCGACAUGGUUGCUAUAUUUAGAAGAAACUCGUUUUAUUUUUUUGCAAGUCCUGAUUUGGCUUCUUUUGACUUGUUUAUUUCUAUUAGUUCUUCUUGCAAGCAGUGCACUGUGCUUAAGUGAGGGUUAGUUAGAAUAACGAGUCAAAGUUUUUAUUCCGAAUUAUCAUUUAGAUUUAAAUUUCACACUUAGUAUAUUGAUGGCAAGGUAAUAAGUGUUUUAUAACUAUUUUUGUUCUAAUAGUGAUUUUAAAAUUUUACUACCUCUCAAAUCACAUGUUAACUAUCUCUUUACCAUGCAUGUUUAUUAUUAUAUAGUUGCAUAUACUGUCUUUUCAUUAUUUACUAUUAUCUCAGGGAAGAUGUAAGCCAAUUGGCUUCAAAAUACAUACAGUAUCCGGAAAAUAUCGGCGGUAAAGACACUGCAACUCUUCCUAGUACAGAAAACAUCAACUACAGAUUUUGUUAAUCGGUUUGCAUAUAGUGCUUAAAAGCUACUAUUAUAAAUCAAGAAUAUAUCACAGUGCAAAAUUUUAGAAUUACAAUUUAAAUAUCUUCUGCCGCCUCAUUGGGUCGAAGUUUCAACAGCUAAUCUCAACUUUGGUGUCGUUCGAAGAAUAUAUUAAAUUAUAAUUCUAAAAUUUUGUAAAGAUAUUCAUGUUAAUAAAUGAUAACGUUUAAGCGCUACCGCAUGCGCGUCAACAAAAUCUAUGAUUUUCUGAAAUUUUAAGCACUUUUACUCAAAUUUUGCCCAUUGAAACAGAGGAAGAUAAUAAGAGUUAUAAGAUUUCACAUAUAGUGCGACUUUGUGGAGAACUCUUCCAGACUGAAAAUCUGGGGCUAUCUGUUGCUAUGGUAACAAGUGAGGGCACAUUUUUAAUGGAGGUGCAAUGGAAGAAUUAAGGUGUCGAUUAGUUUACUCACGCUGACCUAUACCAAGAUUAAGACAAAGCUAUUUACCCCACACCCCAAUUGAAGUGACUUUUCCUCGUAACCAUAGUACCUGCCACGACUCAAGACUGAUGUCUGGAGGAGUUCUCCUGAAAGUCGCACUAUACUUUCUUUGUAAUGAUGGUAGUAGACAUUAUUCCCGCAUUGCCGCUAAAAUAUUUAAGACAUUUUGACCCACCUUAAGAAACUUCUGAAAUGCAUCAAGUACUUAAUGUUAUUGUUGGUUUUAUUGCUUUUAUUACUGUUAUUAUGUCUAUUAUUAAUAAUACAGAGUGGUUUAAGUGUUUCGAAUUUUGUUGAUAGUAAAACUAUAGUACCCAAAUCGUUAUUAUUUUAUAAUUACAUUCCUGAAUAACUUGGCCCAUAAUGGAAUCAAGGUUAGAACGCUGACUCAGAUGCUUUAGAAAAAUCUUAAUUCAUUAAAAAAUUUUAAUUCACUUAGAAAAGUGCUCUUUUUUAUUAUUAUUAUUUUUGGUUGGUAAUUUUUACUUAAAGACUUUUCAACUCUAAAACUUCAUAUUUCUUCUUUUUCCCAGUUUAAUUCUGUUACAGGCAUUCAAGUUCUUAAAAUCUUUUUUAACCUUUUUUUUUUCUUUUGGAACAAUAAUUUUGCUAUUGUUUAAAUAUCAGUAACUUUUGAAGUUAAAAACUCUUAUAUUUGGCAUCUCUCAGAAAAAAUUAUUUCUAUUUUUAAAAUGAAAAUAAUGUCGAAAUUAACAGCUUGCCUUUGCCUUCUUUAGGAAAAAAAUUAUUUCUAUUCUGUUCAAAUAUUGAUGAGAUCGAAAUUAAGAACUUUUAUUUUCGGUUUCUAUAGAAAAAUAAUACUUCUGCUCUUGUUAAAAUGUCAAUGACCUCAAAAUCAAAUGCUCUUAUUCGUGGCAUCUUUCGAAGAAAUUGUAUUUUUGUUGAUGCUGAUAACGACGAAAUUAAAAAAAAAAAUUCUGCUGUAAUUAACAUGAGAAUGACGUCGAAGUUAAAAGCUCUUAUUUUAGACAUCUUUCAGAAGAAAAAAAAAUUUCUGCUGUUGUUAAAAUAUCGAUAAUGUCCAAAUUAAAAGCUAUUUUUUACAUUCCGAAAAAAAAUUGUUUUUGCUCUUGUUGAAAUGUCGACAACGUCGAUAUCAGAAGCUUUUAAUUUUGGCAUCUUUCAGAAAAAAGUAUUUCUGCUAUUAUUUAAAAGUGAAUAGCGUCAAAAUUAAAAAUUCUCAUUUUAAUUUUCUUCGUUUGAAAUCGAACCCUGGAAAUAACAUUGUAUAAUAAAAAAAUUGUCAACACUUUAAGUGCAUAAAAUUAAAUUUUAUUAAAUUAGAAUUCCAUUAUUGAAAUGAAAUACAGCAUACAUUGAAGAAUGUUGUCAUCUAAUUUGCCACAGUGUUGAGGACCAUUCAUUAUUUAACAUGAAAUAUUACAUCCAUCAAAAUAGUUUAGGUAUGCUGUACCCCUUUGUGUAAUAAUGGUUCAUAAUCAGAUCGAUCAAAGUUGUACAAAUUUAAUAUUUUGUCGAAACCUUUACCGGAAAUUGCAUAAAGUUUCUUUUGAAAUAACUAGCAUAUUAUGAUGAAAACUCUUGAUUUGGCAGAUUAUAAUAUAUCAAUGAUCUUCAUCGAAAUGCAAUAAGAAAAUGAAAUGAAUUGUAAAUUCCAUGAGAGAUGUAAAUAAACAUCAAUUUAAACAAAA
Molecule: messenger RNA, 5137 nt
Organism: Parasteatoda tepidariorum (common house spider)
Lineage: Eukaryota; Metazoa; Arthropoda; Arachnida; Araneae; Theridiidae
Product: sodium-dependent phosphate transport protein 2B
Biological process (GO): sodium-dependent phosphate transport
Cellular component (GO): membrane
Molecular function (GO): sodium:phosphate symporter activity
Source: RefSeq, a predicted model, not a curated record